Messenger RNA from Tuber aestivum (summer truffle), 1235 nucleotides. The record is from the annotation of a GenBank genome assembly. NCBI's taxonomy places the organism in Eukaryota, Fungi, Ascomycota, Pezizomycetes, Pezizales, Tuberaceae.
AUCCUUGAGAACGAGAGAAAGCCUUACCGGUCCCACAUCUAGAGUACGGUACCAGUACGGUGCUCUAACGGAGAACACUAAGGAUCCGGUGAUGACCACCAUGAGCGAGAUGAGAAUGAUGACAAUUACGAUACCCAGUUCCACUCGCGAAGCCACGGCGGCCCAUGGCUGGCGAGGCUUCGCACCCCAACCUAGCUCUUCAGUGCCGGAGUCUAUGAGUAUAUAAGGUCGGGUGUCCUGUCGCGAUCCUCCAACCUCAUCCCCAUCGACCAGAUCAGAUCAGACGGUUCGGAUAUUCUCCUCAAUCCACUUCAGUGUCAGCCUUCGCUCAAACUCUCCAUAAGCUUUACUUCGCUUCCGACAAAAACAACCAGACCAUCAAAAUGAAGUUCUCCAGUGUUCUCCUUUUCGCCUCUUCCCUUGUCGGCGCCCUCGCUGCUCCGGCUGCUUCCAGAAGCCGUGUCUUCCACCUCAAGACCGCCAACAGCCCUAACAGCGAUCUGAACGGCGCCCUGGUCAAGAACAUUGGCAAUCAUGCCUCCCUCGGAACCGGUGGGGUGGAUGUCAGGGCUUACUUCGCCGACGACGGCAGCCGCAGACUCAUCGUCAACGGGCUCGAUGGUACCGAGGACAACGCUUACCUGAUCCCUACGACUCCCGGUUCUGCUAUUUCCAACUUUGUCUUCGCAGAUGCUGCUAUUAGUGAGGUAGGAUUUGAAAUGCCAUCCAUGUCAUGUUAGGGAUAGUUCGCUGACUUUAAUACUAUCAUAGUCCCGCUCCACCGAGUGGGGUAUUACCAACGGUAAACUAGUAUAUGGAUCCGAGGACCGUUUCUAUGCUUUCCCUACCACUAAUGGAUGGGAGGUUAGUAGCUCCCUCUCCUUCCACAUAUCGCACGGCCCAAUCAAUACUAACAAUUUCCAGAUCCGCUGGGUCGAUGCGGGUACUAUCAUCACCGCGGACUCUUUCACAAUCGACCUUGCCAUCGAAUACCUUAAUUAAGCCAGGCAAACCCUCGCAAACCCACCGGCAAUAGAUCGAUCAUCGCUCGAUGGCAACAAUAUUUCUGGUACGAUACUGAACGAUAUACGCGUAAGCGGUUAAUGGUAAUGGCGGGGGGUGAUUGUACGAGUCUGGAUUAGUGUAUGGAGGGCGGGAAUCUGAUUACGAAAGCAAAUAGGAAGGAAACGCAUCUCUAGACUUUUAUUUUAGAAUUGAUACGAUACUCAGUUGUU